GACUAAAUUACCAAUCUGCACAAUCUAGAACAAUGAUGAUUUUAACAUAUAUAUAGCCUCUUGCCUUGAACUGUUUCAUCAGCACCUGCCUUCAAACCAAUCUUCUUAUCUGGUGAUACAACCUCUAUUUAAACUUUCAAUUUCCCAUCUAUCUUAACAACACUUCCAAAAUGCUUCCAAUCACACUUUAUUCUCAUCCUUUCGGUCCUAACCCGUGGAAGGUGGCCCUCAUCCUCGAGGAGCUGAACAUCCCAUACACAACAAAAUUUGUGGAUUUCUCCGAAGUCAAGAAGGAGCCGUAUAUCCAACUCAAUCCAAACGGACGGCUGCCAUCUAUCGAAGACCCUAACACCGACAUUACACUCUGGGAGUCCGGAGCCAUCAUCGAAUACUUGAUUGAAAAGUAUGAUGUUAAUCACCAGUUGAGCUACAACACCUUCGCCGAAACGUAUCUUGCUAAGCAGUGGCUGCACUUCCAAGCUUCUGGUCAAGGGCCAUACUAUGGUCAAGCCUCUUGGUUCACCAAUCUCCACCCCGAAAAAAUCCAAAGUGUUAUCGACCGAUAUGCAAACGAGAUCCGUAGAGUCACUGGAGUUCUUGAAUCCGUGUUGAAAACGCGAGAAUGGCUGGUCGGGGACAAAUGCACAUACGCGGAUCUUUGUUUCAUAGCAUGGCAAAGAUGGGCACCUCGAUAUGGUGGUGAAGAUAUCUAUAAGGAUUACCCGCAUGUGGAGGCAUGGCUGGAGAGGAUGAAAAUGAGGCCUGCAGUCAAGAAGAUUUAUGCUGAUCAGGACUUCGCCAUGACAGAAGCCCAGAAGAAAUGAACCUGCUGGUAUGUGGAUAGAAUACUGUACACAGUUAAGUUGUCUAUACAAGGUCCCCCAUAGAUUAAAUCAAUUUUCUCUUUCUGCUAUUCUAUUCUAUCGAGUGGUUGCUUCUCCAGUGACCUUGGUGGAAUUUCUUUUGAAAAUUGAUUGCCCAUGUGUACUUGUCAUUUCCUCUACCAUCAAUACAAGAGUGAUUUUGCUUUCACCCAUUAGAUGCAACAGUCUCCAACGGUACCUAUACGUUAGUUCAAAGGGUGGGUGUUUAAAUAAUGAACACUAAUAGUUUCGACUGCUCAAUACAUAGGCUUCGAAUUGGAAUUUUCUUGUCGUCAGGCA
Messenger RNA from Botrytis cinerea B05.10, 1163 nucleotides. It is a transcript of the gene Bcgst6, whose product is annotated as Bcgst6. NCBI's taxonomy places the organism in Eukaryota, Fungi, Ascomycota, Leotiomycetes, Helotiales, Sclerotiniaceae. The transcript has a single exon. The coding region runs from base 171 to 824 and encodes 217 amino acids. The record is from RefSeq and is a predicted model, not a curated record.